Molecule: messenger RNA, 3577 nt
Organism: Puccinia graminis f. sp. tritici CRL 75-36-700-3
Lineage: Eukaryota; Fungi; Basidiomycota; Pucciniomycetes; Pucciniales; Pucciniaceae
Exons: 6
Coding region: 183-3050 (955 amino acids)
Biological process (GO): protein ubiquitination
Cellular component (GO): CCR4-NOT complex
Molecular function (GO): RNA binding; ubiquitin-protein transferase activity
Source: RefSeq, a predicted model, not a curated record
CAUUCUGCCACUCAUAUCAUCACAUCAUCAAUCGUUAUCACACCAUCCAUCACUGCCCUCCAACCCAGCUGUUGACUACUUCGAGCAACGGUCAUCGUCAAACCAUCUCACAACACAAAAGAAAAGAAAAAAAAAAAGGAAACUUAUCAAAACAUCAAAGUAAUAAUAUCUUACAUACCUAGAUGGUCAAGAACGAUGGCUCAAGCGACUGGCCAGAGGUCGAUCAGCCAUUCGAAACUGAGGAUGAAGACCUCUGUCCCCUCUGUAUGGAAGAAUUGGAUAUCUCUGAUCUCAACUUUCGGCCCUGUCCAUGUGGUUAUCGAAUCUGUAGGUUCUGCUGGCAUCAUAUCAAGGAAGAUCUCAACCGAAGAUGUCCCGGCUGUCGUAAGGAAUAUGAUGAUAGCGUGGUCGAGUUCAAGCCGAUGAAACCUGAGGAAUUGAAACGAUUACAACAGGCUAAGAAACAGCGCGAGAAGGAACGUAAAGAUCAAGAGUUGGUCAAUCGAAAGCAUCUGGCAAAUGUUAGAGUCAAGCAGAAGAAUCAAGUCCAUGUCCAGGGGCUGACUACUAAGGUCGCUAACGAAGACACCCUGGCUCAGUUAAAAACAAGCGAUCUGUUUUCUCAAUACGGUCGAAUCCAGAAGAUGUUCAUGUCCAGGCGGACGGGAUCUACGAGCCUCUUCACCCCAGAUGCAAGAUACCAGCACGUGAACCUCUACAUCAACUUCUCCCGGAAUAAUGAGGCUCUGGCCUGUAUUCAUGGUGUAGAUGGUCUGACUCUACCCGAUGGACAUCGCUUGAAAGCUACUCUGGGUAGCACUAAAUAUUGCGCAUCCUUCUUGAGGGGUCUUAAAUGUACAAACGAUAACUGCACGGGCGCUCAUGAAUUGGCAGAGGAGGUCGAAGGAGGUGGUACGGCCGCCAGAGAAGAAAUGUCCACCGCUCGGCAUGCUCAGAAAGAAAGUGAAAGUCGCUAUCCUUCCAGGGCCAACCUUCAUCACCCAACACACGCUUCCACCUCAAACUCGGCUCAUCCCAACUCAUCUGGUGUUGCAUUACCUGCUACAGCAUCCUGGGCGACCAAGUCGGCCUCGAUCAGUCAGCCAGCCUCUCCAGCCCCAGCCCCAGCUCACCCUCUCGCCCUUCAUCCUGGAACCCCCAAUGGCAACUCGGUUUCACGUCCAUUUUCCAAACCUCCUGGUAUUCCAUUGUCAAAAUCAACACAUCCACUCCCUCCCAAACCCCGGCCGAGCAGUUCUUCUGAAGAUGUCAAUCCCCGCCCUGUCGAUCCAUCUGGCCAUAUGACCUUAAAUAAGAAUAGUGAAGCCACAACAGCUAACUCUAACCAAGGGAAACCCUCAUCGCAAGUCCCCCAAUCGAUUGCUACCCAACAAAAGGAGCAAAUCUUGGAGCGAGUAUCAUCAGAUCCCAGUGCAUCCAUACCCUCUGGUUCCGGACCCAGUACAUCGAAUGUCGCGUCUCAAACUCCUUCUAAUAAUGUCAUGUCGAGCAGCUCUCAUCCACCAGGCUUACUCCCCCCAGGUUUGACCCCACAGGCCAUGGACCAUGCUAAUCGAUCGACACCCUCGUUACCUCCUGGCUUGACACUUCCAUCCAAUUCAACAAACGACUCAAGCUCGAAUUCGUGGCAAAACUCAUUUGAUCCCCUAGGCUCACUCGAUCUGAAACGGGCAGAGAAAUCUUGGGUCGAUCCUCUGUCAGACGAUCUUGCUAAUGUAUUAUCAACUUUCUCGCCCAACUUUGGUGAUUCUCGGCUCUCGAUCUUCGCCAAUAGUAAUGAUGGCCCAUUCGACUCUUCAAGAUCUUUCGGACCGUCAGGUUAUUCUGGAACAUUCAAUCCAUUUGCAGACACUGACUUUCCAUCGACAAAGGAUGAGGGAUCGUUGUUUGGUAUACAAGCAGAUACCUCGACUCCACGCGCCGAAAGCUCACUGAACGAUCGGCGAGGCUCCCGGUUUGGAUUUGCUCGACGAGAUUCAUCUGGCUCGGUCUUCGUACCACCAGGGAUGGCAUCUUCGCCCCUUCGAAGCAUCUUCUCGCACCAGAAUAAUGAACCUGAGAGUCCGAAAGCGCUACAUAAUCAGCUCCAACGACUCGGGAGAGCGGCGCCGAUGGGAUCCACACGUCCGCAAGACUUGGCUACUCAUCUUGGAAAUAAUCCAGCCGGUGAUAGCACGCCAGAUGCUUCGGUACUGUUCCCAGGUGUCAACCUUGCGGCCUCGUACUCCGCAAACGCGCUUCCGGCGGCUAUUGCUAGGGGGGUUCGGUCACCUGGAGCAGGAGGGAACGUAGGCCUGCAAUCAAUCGAUGGUCAAGUGGGCUCGUUCCAGCAACAUCUCUCAGGGGUGCAUGGACGGGACGGACACAACCGGGUGAACGAGAGAUUGGCGUUCAUCAACCGGCAAGCGGCGCUGAGUCCGACUUCGUUCGGUCACAUGCAUGCGCCGGGCCACCACGAGCAGCACAUUAACGGGGGCGUACAUGGGACAAGGGAGCGCAGAAUGGAUCUUGCCGGGGCCGGUUUUGGGCCCUACGGUCAGACCGCUGCCGCUGAUCUAGGCUCGGAGUUCAACGACCCUGCUAUCGUCAACAUCCGCAUGGCCAACAACCCCCAAGCUAACAACCCCCAAGCCUUCCUCGCCCUUCCCCCGGGCCCGGAUCAAGCCUCACACCCCGCUCUCAACGAAAUCCAUGCCCCAUUCUCUCUUGCCAACGCUGGUUUCAAUCAUCUCCUUGCUCGCGCUAACCCCGGAGCCGGUUAUCGUCCACCCACUCAAGCCAAUGAUAACCCGAUCCAGACCCAGUUCGGUUUCCAAGCCGCUCUUCAUAACCAAAACGUGGGCACUGGAACUAUAGGCGCUCGACUCCAACAGCAGCAGCAGCAACAACAACAACAACAGCAACAACAGCAACAACAACAGCAACAACAACAGCAGCAACCAGCUGGGCAAAAUUUCUAUCAUCAUGCAACUGCUAAUCCUGGAACAGUUGUAGGAACUGGUCAGACUGGACUGAUGGGAAGAUGGUGAUUCUUGGGGGACAUCUUCAUCAAUCAAUUCUUUCCUGCUUGUUUUCCCACUUAAUCUCCUCCUUUUUCCUAUCUAUCUCAUUUUAAUUUUCUUUUACAUCAAUGUUCUGCUUUUUGUUGGUCCCUUUCCUUGUCUGCGUGUGUGUUUCUUUUGUGAGGGUUUGUUGAGUUUGAUUGUUUUUGUAGGACUUCCAAAAUCAAAAACAAACAGCUAUCAUGACUUAUCUCAUAUAUAUAUAUAACUUCUUCUUUCACACACCUUUUCCUUUUUUUCAUUCCUUUUUUUUUGACUUCUUCUUUGUCAUCAUCCACUACAUACAUCUUCUGAUUUCUUUUUACCAUAAAAUAAAUAAAACAUGAAUACAUUUUUUGAAUUUGAUAUACAUAUAAUAUUCCCUUUUCAUAUUUCCACACACAUAUAUAUAUAUAAACUUACAUAUAUACACAAUUCCAUCUUUGUGUUCUUUCCCAUCUAAAAUCAGUAUCAACUGUCUGUGGUGAGGGUCCAUCUUUGUGUUCUUUCCCAUC